AUUCACUAUAUGUGGUCUCCCACCGUACACAACGUGGCAACACAAUUAUUUUAGUAAAUAUAAACUGAUAAAUACAUCUUGUGACUUCUAUCAGUGUUCAGCAGAGCACUUGUUACAGCUUGUAGGAGUAUUUGUUUUGCUCUAGGAAGAUGCAGAACUUCUGACCUCUGUCUGGACAGUGCUAAUUGGCCCUGUUCUGAUCACAUGCACUUUCACAAGCAAACAAAAACCUCUCUAGCAAUACACACCAAAACUGAGCAUGUGCAUAGUGACACCACAAGAUAUGUCUUAUCAGGAGAUAAGAGGGGGACACUGGAAGAAGGGGAGGAUCAGAGAAGUCAGGAUCAAACAGCAUUUUUACACAAUCCAGAGGAUUAACCCCUUAGGUUUCACAGGGAGUAUAACAAGCAUGCUAUACUGCAUUUACAGACUGAUUUUAGUGUUGUGGGGU
Messenger RNA from Staurois parvus, 451 nucleotides. Lineage: Eukaryota; Metazoa; Chordata; Amphibia; Anura; Ranidae. The record is from the annotation of a GenBank genome assembly.